Messenger RNA from Jaculus jaculus (lesser Egyptian jerboa), 1325 nucleotides. RefSeq names its product creatine kinase, mitochondrial 2 (gene Ckmt2). The record is from RefSeq and is a predicted model, not a curated record. The transcript is spliced from 10 exons. Gene Ontology annotation, molecular function: creatine kinase activity. Gene Ontology annotation, biological process: phosphocreatine biosynthetic process. NCBI's taxonomy places the organism in Eukaryota, Metazoa, Chordata, Mammalia, Rodentia, Dipodidae. Bases 56 to 1315 code for a protein of 419 amino acids. Gene Ontology annotation, cellular component: mitochondrion.
AGGACCAGGUCGUGACAGACUCCUCCAGCUUCAAGACACUCAACCGAGAAGAAGGAUGGCCAGUGCCUUCUCUAAGUUGCUGACUGGCCGCAAUGCAUCUCUGCUGUUUACUACUCUGAGCACCAGUGCCCUGACCACUGGCUACCUGCUGAACCGGCAGAAGGUGUCUGCUGAGAGCCGGGAGCAGCACAAGCUCUUCCCCCCAAGCGCCGACUACCCUGACCUGCGCAAGCACAACAACUGCAUGGCGGAAUGCCUCACCCCCACCAUCUAUGCCAAGCUCCGCAACAAGAUGACACCCAACGGCUACACCCUGGACCAGUGCAUCCAGACCGGAGUGGACAACCCUGGCCACCCCUUCAUAAAGACCGUAGGCAUGGUGGCUGGUGAUGAGGAAUCCUAUGAGGUGUUUGCUGAUCUUUUCGACCCUGUCAUCAAGCUGAGGCACAAUGGCUAUGACCCCAGGGUGAUGAAGCACCCCACAGACCUGGACGCGUCCAAGAUCACCCAUGGGCAGUUCGACGAGCGCUACGUGCUGUCCUCCCGCGUGCGCACUGGCCGCAGCAUCCGCGGGCUGAGCCUGCCGCCCGCCUGCUCCCGGGCGGAGAGGAGGGAGGUGGAAAACGUGGCCAUCACCGCCCUGGAGGGCCUCAAGGGGGACCUGGCCGGCCGCUACUACAGGCUGUCGGAGAUGACGGAGCAGGAUCAGCAGCGGCUGAUCGACGACCACUUUUUGUUUGAUAAGCCAGUGUCCCCCUUACUAACAUGUGCUGGGAUGGCCCGUGACUGGCCAGAUGCCAGGGGAAUCUGGCAUAAUUAUGACAAGACGUUUCUCAUCUGGAUAAAUGAGGAAGACCACACCAGGGUGAUCUCAAUGGAAAAGGGAGGCAACAUGAAGCGAGUGUUUGAGCGGUUCUGUCGUGGACUCAAAGAAGUGGAACGGUUGAUCCAAGAACGUGGCUGGGAGUUCAUGUGGAAUGAGCGCCUGGGAUACAUUCUGACCUGCCCUUCCAACCUCGGAACUGGAUUGCGAGCUGGUGUCCACGUCAGGAUCCCAAAGCUCAGCAAGGACCCACGCUUCUCUAAGAUCCUGGAGAACCUGAGGCUGCAGAAACGUGGCACAGGCGGUGUGGACACCGCAGCCGUGGCGGACGUGUACGACAUUUCCAACAUAGACCGCAUCGGCCGGUCAGAGGUUGAACUUGUCCAGAUCGUCAUUGACGGUGUCAACUACCUGGUGGAUUGUGAAAAGAAGCUGGAGAGAGGUCAAGACAUUAAGGUUCCCCCUCCUCUACCUCAGUUUGGCAGGAAGUAAAUGUUCCCAG